AGAAAUUCGCUGUGUCAGAGAAACUAAAAGCCCAAACAAAACCCCUAAAAAUUCAAGCCCGGGUGAUUUCAUCCACGUGGCACAAGAACCAGCCAAAAAGAGGGGGGCGGGGAAGAGUCACCGGUCCCGCCCUCACUGGGAGGAAGGGAUUUGCCAAGAGUACGAACUUCUGACAGAGGCCUGGCGGCGACCGCGGCCGAGAAGGAAGGAGGGAGGAGGGAGGGAAGCCCUUUCCCACAAAGCCGCUGCGCAGCGGGGCCCUCUCCCCGCCCCCUGCCCGGCCGCCGCGGAGUGCGGGGAGCCGCCGCGGGCCCUUUAAGGGCCGAGAGGUGCGCGGUCUCUUUAAGGCAGGUCCUGUUGGGUUUUGUUUUCUGAAGGAAGUGACGGGGGGUAGGAUUGAAUGAAAAGUGCAAAACAGAGUCUCUGAGCGCCAGAGUCCGGGGCCGCGGGAGCCGCGGCGCUGGGCCGGCGGGCGGGCGGGGAGCGCGGUCUCCGAUCGGAGCCUCCAGAGCGCGCGGCCGAGCGCAGCCCACGUGAGUCCGCGCCACGUCGCGGUCCUCCUGCGGCUGAGUCCCCCGGCGCUCGGACUAGCCCCCAACUUCGGGCGAAGUUUGCCAGCAUCUCUCCCCGCCCCCACGCGGCGCGCGGGGGCCGCGGAGGGCAGCGGCGGCGGCCCCCGGGGAUGCGCCCGCCCGGCAGCCGCGGGGUCCCCACCGCGUGCCCCACGCUGCUGCUGCUGCUGCUGCCACUGCUCGUGCCGCUGCUUGGGGCGCCGCGCGGCGUAGGCGCGGGGACCGGCGCUCCCGCUGAGCUGCGGGUCCGCGUGCGGCUGCCAGACGGCCAGGUGACCGAGGAGAGUCUGCAGGCGGACAGCGACGCCGACAGCAUUAGCCUCGAGCUGCGCAAGCCCGACGGCACCCUGGUCUCCUUCACCGCCGACUUCAAGAAGGAUGUGAAGAUUUUCCGGGCCCUGAUCCUGGGGGAGCUGGAAAAGGGGCAGAGCCAGUUCCAGGCCCUCUGUUUUGUCACCCGUCUACAGCACAAUGAGAUCAUCCCCAGUGAGGCCAUGGCCAAGCUUCGGCAGAAAAACCCACGGGCCGUGCGGCAGGCGGAGGAGGUUCGGGGCCUAGAGCAGCUACACAUGGACGUCGCUGUCAACUUCAGCCAGGGGGGCCUACUGAGCCCCCAUCUCCACAACGUGUGCGCUGAGGCGGUGGAUGCCAUCUACACCCGCCAGGAGGAUGUCCGCUUCUGGCUGGAGCAAGGUGUGGACAGCUCUGUGUUCGAGGCUCUGCCCAAGGCCUCAGAGCAGGCAGAGCUGCCUCGCUGCAGGCAGGGAGGGGACUGGGGGAAGCCCUGUGUCUGCCACUAUGGCCUGAGCCUGGCCUGGUACCCCUGUAUGCUGAAGUACUGCCACAGCCGCGACCGGCCUGCGCCCUACAAGUGCGGGAUCCGCAGCUGCCAGAAGAGCUACAGCUUCAACUUCUAUGUGCCCCAGAGGCAGCUGUGUCUCUGGGAUGAAGACCCCUAGCUGGCUGGGGAGAGGGGUGGGCCUGGAGGAGGCUGCUCUGGGCCCACUGCUCCUCUCCCAGCCAGUAGAGGGGUGGCAGCCCCACUCGAUGCCUUAUUUCCCUCUCCCCACUGCCCUGGCCUGAGCCUGGGCUCCCUCUGGCCCCAUCCUGCAAGACUGUGAAAGGGGGUGUGGCCUGGCAGGGGGGUCAUGCAUGAAGGCAGCCCCCUCUCCCACCCUGUGCCUUCUUUCGGGCCAGAGAGGUAGAAAAGGGCUCUCCAAACUUGCACCCCUCUCCUCCAUCAUCUCCCCUGACGUGUUCACUUUCAAGCAGCCAGAAUGUGAUGGUCCAUGAACUUGUUAAAAGUUUUAGACCCUAAAAGGAGUCUAUGCCUGUUCCGCCCACCUCCCCACACACAUCUGGAAGGUGCUGGCCUCACACCUUCCUACUCCCCAACAUAGAGGGGAUCUUUACCCUCCAAGAGGGAGUUCUUGGGGACACAGCCCCCCAUACCCAGUAGGUGCAUUCUUUUCACUUCCGCCCCCGAGGCUGCCUGUGGGGCAGGGGGAACCCCCCACCAUGGAAACAGACCACAUGUGCCUUUCACCAGACCUGGACUUCUCGAGAGCAGGCACCAGUGCUUUCCCCGCUAAACAGAAAUAUUUUUGUAACUUUCUGGGGUGGAGAGAGAGCAUGAAGUAUUAGGAAAACUUGAAUUCCAGAUUUUUAAUGCAAAGUAUUUAUCAUUUGUACCAGAAAUAAAAAAUUUAAAUUUUUACUUGACUGACAACGCCAGACCUGGAGUUUGGACAGACCCUUUAGCCAAUGCUGCCACCUGGUGUCAGAAGUGUCCCUGUGGCCUAUCUUGGCACGACUUUUAGAGCACCUACUGAGUGCUCAGUCAUUUGGGGGAAGAAGGGGGAGGAGGAGACUUGGGGAAGGGUGUUAAAACAUCUACUCUCAAGAAGACAUGGCUGUAACCAUAAUAAGCCUGCUUGAAGGCAAAAGAUAAGACUGAAACUCUGGAGCCGGACUUCAAGCGUUCCAAGCCCUGCUGCUUUCUGGCUGUGCAGUCCUGGGUCAAGUUACUUUACCUCUCUGUGCCUCAGCUCUCUCAGCUAUAAAAUGACACUUAAGUGAAUUCUUGCUUGGCAACUA
Messenger RNA from Otolemur garnettii (small-eared galago), 2669 nucleotides. RefSeq names its product out at first homolog (gene OAF). The transcript has 4 exons. The coding region runs from base 683 to 1531 and encodes 282 amino acids. The record is from RefSeq and is a predicted model, not a curated record. Lineage: Eukaryota; Metazoa; Chordata; Mammalia; Primates; Galagidae.